GUAGUCCUGGAGAGAACUACAGCCCCCAGCAUGCCUCCCGCGCUUCAGGCCCGCCGGCUGGGGGUUCUGCUGUGGCGGCGGCGCUGGGAGCGGCAUAUUAUGGAACCGAGCCCAGCAGGAGGAGGUGGAGGUCCAGGGGAACCAGCACAUGCCGUGGCACUGCUACGGGGUCUGAGUGCGCUGCGCUCUGAGCAGAGCCUGCUUGAUGUGACAGUGGUGGCCGGGGGCUGUGAGUUUGGGGCACACCGAGCUGUGCUAGCUGCAGCUUCUGGCUAUUUCCGUGCCAUGUUCGGUGGGUCACUGCGGGAGUCCCGGGCCGAGCGGGUGCGGCUACAUGGGGUGGACCCUGAGUGCCUGGCGCUUCUGCUUGACUUUGCCUACACUGGUCAGGUGGGGCAGCUGGGCCCUGACAUCGCAGAGCGGCUGCUGCGUGCUGCCGACCUACUGCAGUUCCCAGCUGUGAAGGAGGCAUGCGGCGCUUGGCUGGCCCGGCAGCUGGAGCCAGCCAACGCGUUGGACAUGCAGGACUUCGCAGAGGCCUUUGCUUGCCCAGCCCUUGCGGCAGCUGCACACCGCUUUGUGCUGCGCCAUGUGGGUGAGCUGAGCACGCAGUUGGAGCGGUUGCCACUGGCGCGGCUCAUCUCCUACUUGCAGGACGAUGAGCUGUGUGUGCCCAAGGAGGAGGCUGCCUUCCAGCUGGCACUGCGUUGGGUGCGCGCCGACCUACCUGCCCGUGCUUCGCUGCUGCCGCAGCUCCUGGCCCAUGUGCGCUUGCCCUUUGUGCGCCGUUUCUACCUGCUGGCACAUGUGGAGGGCGAGCCCCUCGUGGCGCGCUGCCAGCCCUGCCUGCGCCUCCUGCGGGAGGCCCGCGACUUCCAGGCUGCCCGCUAUGACCGGCACGACCAGGGGCCAUGUGCUCGCAUGCGGCCACGACCCUCCACCGGCCUGGCAGAGAUCCUUGUGCUCAUUGGCGGCUGUGACCGUGAUUGUGAUGAGCUGGUCACCGUUGAUUGUUACAACCCACGCACGGGGCACUGGCGCUACCUGGCCGAGUUUCCUGAGCACUUGGGCGGUGGCUACAGCAUAGCAGCGCUGGGCAACGACAUCUACGUGACAGGAGGAUCAGAUGGGUCAAGGCUCUAUGACUGUGUCUGGAGAUACAAUUCUAGUGUGAAUGAGUGGACAGAAGUGUCUCCAAUGUUGAAAGCAAGAGAAUACCACAGCUCUACAGUCUUGGAUGGACUGUUGUAUAUCAUAGCCUCAGACAGUACAGAACGUUACGACCACUCCAUAGAUGCCUGGGAGGCUUUGCAGCCUAUGUUGUACCCCAUGGACAACUGUUCCACCACAUCUUGUCGUGGCAAACUCUUUGCUAUUGGCUCUCUAGCAGGCAAAGAAUCCAUGGUUAUACAAUGUUAUGACCCUGAAAUUGACCUCUGGUCCCUAGUGAAUUGUGGACAGCUGCCUCCGUGGUCUUUUGCACCAAAAACUGUGACUCUUAAUGGACUUAUAUACUUUAUAAGAGAUGACUCUGCUGAAGUGGAUGUUUACAAUCCAAUGAAGAAUGUAUGGGACAAAAUCCCUCCUAUGCUCCAGGUUCAUGUUGGAGGGAGCUUGGCUGUGCUUGGUGGGAAGCUCUAUGUUUCCGGUGGCUACGAUAACACAUUUGAACUUUCAGAUGUGCUGGAAGCUUAUGAUCCAGAAACUCGAACGUGGAGCAUAGUGGGACGGCUGCCUGAACCCACCUUCUGGCAUGGAAGUGUCAGCAUAUUCCGACAGUUUAUGCCACAAACUACACAAGAAGACGACAGUAUCACUCUGGAUAAUGCCAUUAACCUAAACAGGCAGCGCCAGAAUCUUCAUAAUCAGAAUCUUAAUGAGUUACGUUAACCACAGAAAAACUUAUCUCUGGCUUGAAGUGAAUUCAUUACAAAUAACCAGUGUCACUUUGUGGGAGGUCAGGAGGCAAACUGGUGCUUGGAAACUCUGAAAUGGAUUGAUCAGUAAUUGCAAGUAGGGAAGAAGUAAAAACCCUGAAAGAUUAAAAUGUUGUUGUAGGGAGCAUAGUUGGCAGAAAGUUUGAGGCCUCUUUGGGUGCAAUGUCCUUCAGCACUUUUCUGUGGAUGGAGAAGGUGCAGCAUUAGCCACAGAAAAGUUCUGAUAAGAGAACUCUGGACAAAACAGAUAUUUUUAAAAAAUCACUUGUUAUUCAAGCACCAAUAUUGCUCUUCCAGGCAGCACUGUGUAGCUUUUGAUCAGACAGCUUUCACUAGUACUCUGCAGUCAGCAUCUUUCCACAUCAUAACACUUCAUAUUUGCCACCAAAUUCCAUUCUUUGUGGCAGUGUUUUGUGGAAACACAGAAAAUAGGGAGGACUGAAGUUCGCUAAUACCAGAGGCUCUCUGAAAGGGGAGAGAUUGGUUUAGUAAGAUAUACCUGCAGAUCUAAUGCUCUGCUCAGUGCUUCAGAGGAAGAUAGACCUCUUGCCCAGAUCCUUGCCAAUAUGAUCUGAGGGAAAAUUCCACCCCCAAAGUUUGGGUUCAUUAUAGAUGUGCAGAUAUGAGGAUAUAAAUACCUAGCCCUAAAUAUGCUGAGAGCCACCAUAAACUUUAGUCACUCUUCAUGCUUUCAUGAAGAACCUUUUAAAUUGUAUUUGCAUAAAAAGCUCAGUGCAAGGAUAUUAAGGUUGAGAGUCAUGAAGUUUGAAAUUUCUUUCCGCUGCAACCUUAAAUGUGUGAUAAAUUAAUUGUUAAAAACCCCAACGCACUGUAAGUUUUUAUACAGAAUUUUCAUUACCCCAAGCAGCUUGUGCUUUUAUUGGUCCUUACUAGGAAAAUAUUUCUUUAGAAACUUUUCAUUUUAAAAAUGAUUCACAUAUUUAGAUUGAGUGAAAUGUCAAAUACAUUUCAAUUUCUUUUUUUAAGCAAAUAUUCAUCUGAGAAGAAGAGUCGGAGAAGACUUUAGGGGCUGGACGCUCAUGUCAAAGAUCUCUUGGAGAAGAACAUCCUUCUCCAUUGACGUUCAGAUCUGAAUAACAUUUUUGUUUCUAUCAAACUGUUUAGCCUGCAGUUGAACUUGGCAGAAAAAUCUCUGCAGUAUGGUCUUGCCUACUGAGGUUACUUGCUAUUUAUUAUUGAUGUUCCAUAAACUCUAAAGAUUUUAACUUGACUCUUUUUAUAUAAAGGAUUGCAAAAUUUGUGCUCGAUUGAGCAGCUAGAUCCUGGAUAGUAGUUGGGGACACUGUAAAGUGCAGAAGGUGUAUUCUCACUAUUUAGACACUAAGGAAGUAGAUCAGAAUGGUAUUUUUAGGGGAGAACUUAUUUAAAGGGAGGAAAUAAAGAAGAGCUUCUUUGGGAACCGUCCCAUGGAUUUGAGCAAAGUAAUUUAUUACACAGUACAACUCUACUCUGAUAUAGUGCAACUCGAUAUAACACGAAUUCGGAUAUAAUGUGGCAAAGCAGUGCUCUGGGGGGGUGCACUCCAGCGGAUCAAAGCAAGUUUGAUAUAACGCGGUUUUACCUAUAACACAGUUAAGAUUUUUUGGGUCCUGUGGACAGCAUUAUGUUGGGGUAGAGGUGUAUUUGGUAUAUAGAAAAAUAAUUUUAUGCUGCUUCAAACAUUCAUGAUAAAGAAUGGUGGCUAAGCGAAGGUAAAUUUACGGUUUAUAAACGGAUCAAUUUGCUGAGUGAUAGAACCUAAUGUUGUUGUUACUCAUUCAUCAAAAUAAUUUAAAGCAGCUGUUGGAAUUUUUUAGCAAUUGGUAAAUGCUAAUCAGGCCCUUUAGUUAGUGCAGAGAGGCUGAAUUUUGUUUAGAUCACUAUUUUGUAAUCAGUAAGUUCUGCUUUCAGACGUAAGUGAUCUGGCAGGCUUAAUUUUAUUUCCUGUAUUUAACCUAAAAGCACAUUUCACUGGAAGAGGAAAUUUCCUGCUAAUUCCUUGAUUUGAGUGUCUGGCUGUUCCUACAAAGCUCUUAAAUUUCAAAAUGCGGCAUGGUCUAGUUGAAAACAAGCAUUAAUGUCCUUUGGGAAAGAAUGAUGACGUGAAAUAGUGGGUGAGAUGGUAGCUCUGCAUUUUCUUAGUGGGAAAACUGUAUGAAUUUAAACUUCACCUACACAACAAACCCAGAUAUUCAAUCUCUCAAAUCUUUAGGCUUCUUCAUUUGGAAGAUGCUGUAGGAUAUCCUAACUCACUGAAAUAUCCUAAGUUCCCAAGGGAUAAAGCAUUUUCUACAGCUCUUGAGUCUGUUCUCUCUGGAACACUUUCUCUCUAAUGCAAACUUUCAGCAGAGAUUCUUCCCAGUUAUCCUGAACUAGGACCACUCAAACUUUGAUAGGUUAUUGACAGUGCCUUAUCAGAAUGUAGCCUGAGACAGGGUUAUAGCGCAACUAGAUUGUGUUGACAAACUUCAGUCUACCAAGACUUCACAGUGGGUGGAACAAAGUCACUGUAUAAAUCAACUUGAUAGAGCUGGCAAACUUCAAGUUCUGUUUUGUUUUGGAAACCUCUGCACAUGUUGCGGGGGAGUCCUGGGGAUCCUGCUUCAAAACCUCUUGCUAGAGCUUCAUGUCAUGAACAUCAGUCUGCUGGCAAGGAUGACUAGACAAGAUGGUGGGACUCCUAUAUUAGGCAAAGGAGCUUAGACUGGUAUGUCACACUUUGACCCUUGCUAGUGCUACCAGCUGGAAAGAAUGAAAAUCUCACAGAGUUUCCUACUUGGGAGUUGGGAAUGCCAAUCAGUGGACCAUUUGGUUAUCUCAGUCAGGCUUUUAGUAUCACAAAUUUUAUAGUAACCAGUAGGAAACCUACAAAGAAAUGAUAGUUCUGUUACGUAUUCCCCUCUCUUGUAGCUCUUGUUUAGCUGGUGUGGAAGCAAGAACAUGGGAGAGCUUCUUCUUUGAGGUUUUCAGCUCUAUAAACAUGUUUUUGUUACUGAAAAUAUAUUUUUUAUAUCUAGCUCCUGUGCUGUUCUCAAGCUAAUGUUAAGCAAGAUACAGGGCUCAUUUUGGUGAAGCUUGCCUAUUUCCUUGAACAGAUGCAAUGAAUUGAUGCAAUUUCUUCACUUCUGGCUGUUGAAUACUAUGCCAACAAGCAAUUUGUGUCCCCACAAAAGUUUAACUGAAACCUCAAGUCAGUCUCUCUUCCACUGAGCUUGUGCAAUUAUUGUAAUGGGAGUGGUAAACACAACCAUAUUGUGCUCAAGAGGGUGCCAGUUAUUUAAGCAUGUAUUCAAGUCCAUCUUAAGAUGUGGAGCACUGCUAUCUACAUGUUGUAAUUUAGUAUAACAAUUUGCAUAGUAGAAUGGUCAAGUAUUUAUGCUGAACUAUUAAAGUAUAUUUAUGUAGAA
Chelonoidis abingdonii (Abingdon island giant tortoise) is the source of this 5344-nucleotide messenger RNA. It is a transcript of the gene KLHL21, whose product is annotated as kelch like family member 21. Lineage: Eukaryota; Metazoa; Chordata; Testudines; Testudinidae. Gene Ontology annotation, molecular function: protein binding. The record is from RefSeq and is a predicted model, not a curated record.